This is a messenger RNA of Symbiodinium sp. CCMP2592, 3897 nucleotides long. Lineage: Eukaryota; Dinophyceae; Suessiales; Symbiodiniaceae. The record is from the annotation of a GenBank genome assembly.
AUGGGACCAACGGUUCCACAACCACCUGUGGGCAUGCAGCCAGGAGCCGGUAUGUUUUACCAAGCGCAGCAAGCUGCUAUGAUGCAACAGGGACUGUCCAGGAUGCCUGGAACGGAGCAGUUUUCUUUGGGUCAGGGCUCAAUGAGCGGUGCACCAGCGUUUACAAGUGUGGACAUGGCUACGGCGGGGGCCAAAGUGUGGGUCCUGUGGGACCAGUCGGCGGCCAUGACGGCCAAGGACCCGCUGGAGGAGGGCAAGAUGCUGCAAGCCAGCAGCGCUUUGCAGCAGGCGGACCUGGCUACUAUGAUGGCGCUGCUUCACUCGCAGGGCGAAGCCCUGAGGCUUCUCGCCAUCUUGCGUCAAGCUUUUGCGGGCCAUGCGAGAGCGGACAUGAUUUUGCGUUCCUACAUAGAAGGGGCCGCGUAUGGAGAGAAUCUCCAGCGCAGCUCAGGGGACACGUGUGGCUUUGAAGCUUUGCGGCUUCUGGGCCAUGAAUUUUCCUUGCGCUCUCGUGCUGAAGCCGGCUAUUUUCGCGCAGAGUUUAUCAAACGCAGUUUUCGUGGAGAGUCUGCUGCUACCCAUGUCUCAGACAUAGUACGCAAAGUGGACGUGGAGUUGUCUCGCUACAAGAGGCUUGUAGAGACGCUCCCUAGCACAGUUUCGCGUGACGGCCUCGAAGUAGGCUCGUCUGAUCUCACCCUCAUGCUUUUAAGAUCCAUUUCUAAAGAUGCUAGAUCGUACUGUCUUUUGCACGCUACCGGAGAGUCAUACCAGGAGUUGCGAAAAGCAGCCCUGCACUAUGAAUCCCAACAGCGUAUGUUUGCAGAGAUGGGUCUGAAUGACCGACAAGAGCGGUAUGUAAAUGAGCUGGAUGAUCCCACUGCUGAUUGGUGGGAGGAUGAUGAGUGGUAUGAAGAGGAUUCUAUCCACUCUGUUUCUGCUGCCAAGUGCCAGCGUUGUGGCAAAACUGGCCACACUGAAAAGGACUGUAAAACAGACCUUUCCAAAGUACAGUGUUUUAAUUGCCACCAGUACGGUCAUAUUGGUGCUAGAUGUUCCAAGCCAAAGGCUAAAGCGAAGCCUUCUUCCGAGACCAGCAGUCAAAGUGGCAAAGCUACUGAGACGAACAGCGCUGGUAAAGGGAGUGGCAAAGGCCCCAAGGGCCGUGGCAAAGGCCCGAAAGGCCCGAAAGGCCGUGGCCGUUCUGGCAAGGGUGGUAAGAAGGGCAAAAUGCAUGAGGUGACGGAAGACGUUGAAGGUGAAGAUGGUGCGGAGGAUGCUGGGACUUACGAGGCUGGCGACUACGAAGCGGAAGAAGCUGAAGCAAACAGUUUGCCUGUGAUGCCUGUCCUCUUGGAUGAGGAGAGUGUCCAGGUCCCUACCACUUCUUUUCACAGUGCCGAAGGCACUAUGUACAGUUUCACUUCGUUUUUUGAUGCCUUGAUGAGUUACACAGCGUUUCUUGAUGCUUUGAUGGUGUCCCAGGUUGACACAGAUGACAGCUGGUCGUGGUGGCUGCUGGAUUCUGGUGCAUCCGUCACAGUGAUGGCCUCUCAUUUUGAGGGCUAUUAUGCUUUGUCGCACAUCAAAAGUGCUCAGAAGGGUAGUUUUUCUGCAGCCAAUGGUUCUGCAGUAGACAUGCAGAAACAUGCGCGCGCAACUGUUGCUUUCGAGACGGUCAAAAGCUUGGACUCUGAACAAACGGUUGCUACAAAGUUUGUGCUCAACUGUUUUGUCGGUAAGACGCGGCAUAACAUCAUGAGCGUUCCUCAGUUGAUGGAGAAUGGUUGGGAAAUCCAUUUCGUCAACGAUGGAACCGCUGAGGAGUUUGAAGUUGCUUCGAGCGGUGAUGCAGCUCAGCCUGCUUCAAGCAGUGCUGUGGCUGAAGCUGCCAAACGGCGUGAGGAGCGUCAAAAGCGACCAGCUGAGGACGCGCCUGAAUCCGGUACAGGGAGUGGUGAACCUCUCACUUUUCCAGUUCCUACGAUGCCAGACUUUGACAUGACUAGUGAGGAGCCUCUUAGUGUUCCUAUGGAAGUGGACAGUCUGUUGGACAUAUCCACUAUGAUUGACAGCUCUGACGGACUGACUGGACCAGAGCUUCUGGACCCGAACGUGUUUCAAGUUUCCGGAGUCUUGUUUGAGAGUUCUUCUCAAGUGCAAAGCAAGACCAUCAAGUUUUGUGGUUCCAAACUAAAAGUUUGGAAGCCUUCUGCUGCUGUCUCGGAUGUGACUAUGGCGCAUCUGGAUGGUGAAGCAACUUUUAAAGGGAUGCUCAAAGAGCUCGCAGGACUGGACGGCUGUAAAGCCGGAAAGCCGAUGAGCAAGGAGCAGGCUGAAGCCUACUGUACAGAACAUGGCAUUUCCGUUUUGGCCUCUCGUUGGGUGACCAAUGAGAAAGAGGACACCGACGGCACUGAAAUAGUGCGGUCACGGCUUGUCGUCAAAGAUUUUCGCGGCUCAAAGAGCGCGCGUUCUCUUGAAAUUUCAAGUCCGACGCCUUCGGUUGAAGCGUUGAGAACAGUCCUGGCGUAUGCAGGACGCAAUGAUUGGGAACUAGCAUCGUUAGAUGUUUCCCAAGCUUUCAUGCACACACCGCUGAAGCAGCGCAAAGCAUGUGUCAAAUUGCCGUUGUCAAUUAGCUUUCCGAAUGGGGAGCCUGUGUAUAUGGCAUUAGACCAAGCUCUCAAUGGGCUGCGCAUCUCUAGCCGUGCCUGGCUCGAGUACAUCACUAGUGACACCUUGGGUCCGCUGGGUCUUCGUGCUUGCGAACGCGAGCCGUGCCUUUUUAGUGGACUCGUUGAUGGUGUGGAGUGCCUAGUUCUACUUUAUGUCGACGACGUGCUGAUAGCAUGUCCUGAUCGCAAAGUCAUCGACAAGAUUUUUGCUGCGUUUCAGAGCAAAGUUCCUACCAAGUUGACUGGUAGAGUCUUUUGCUCCAAAGGGGGUGGUGGACACCUCCGCUUUCUCGGCAGAAAUAUCGAGAGGAGGCCAGGUGAAGCUACGCUGACUCUCUUUGUGGAUGCCUCGUAUCUCGAUUCAUGCUAUGAUGACUAUAAGUUGUCAGGGCGUGGAUCUGGUUCUUCCGCUUUUCCUGACAUUCGGGCGAUUUUGGAAAAGUCCAACAGUCCGGUGUUAUCGGCGGAGGCGUACGCCAAAUUUAGGCGUGUUUUGGGAAAGCUUGCAUGGUUCGCGCAAACGCGCGAGGACUUGCACAUAGCGAUUUCCCUUGUUUCUGUUGGACAGAGUGUUCCUACGGCUGCGCAUGAGGAAGCUCUACGUGCUCUUCUCAGGUUUUUACGUAGAGACGGGGAUGUGAGAGUACACUUUCCUUCUCCUGAGACGCUGAGUAGCGACUCUUUUCAGGAAGUUUCCGUGUUUUCGGAUGCUUCUUAUGCUCCUAUGCGAACGCUAGGGCGCAAGAGCUUCACGGGAGGUGUAAUUAUCCUCCAGGGGUCUCUCAUUAAAGCGCUUGCAAGACAGCAAGCCUCAGUGACGUUGAGCUCCUGCGAAGCAGAGUUGCAUGCUAUCCAGACGAUGACUCAAGAGUCUCUGGUGAUUUUGCAUGUUGUACAUAGAAUUUUGUCGAGUUUUCAAUGGCUGUCUAAGGCUGAAUGGCCGUAUAUGCAACUCUCGACAGAUUCAGAAUCCGCUCGUGUUUUAUUGAUGGGUGCUGAUCUACCCAAACGUUCGCGACAUAUCGAAAUUGGAGUUUUCUGGUUACGCGAGAUGAUUUCCAAAGGAUAUCUGCGUGUGACCUGGGGUAUAGGCACAGAAAACCCUGCCGACCUGUUUACGAAAUGUCUUCCAAUGUCUUUGUUCGUUCGCCAUAGGCGUGCGCUUGGCUUUCUGCCUCAUGAUGGACCUUCAGUGCAGGCAUUGUUGAGUUCCGACUGA